AUGUCCCCCCCCGCCCCAAAACCCCUAAUAACCCACCUCUACACCGCGGACCCCUCCGCGCACGUCUUCAACAACAAACUCUACAUCUACCCCUCACACGACCGCGAAACAGACAUUCAAUUCAACGACAAUGGCGACCAGUACGACAUGGCCGACUACCACGUCUUCUCGCUCUCGACCCCACCUUCAACAGAGAACAACCACCAGCCAGAAGUGACAGACCACGGCGUCGUCCUCAGCACCCCCGAUGUCCCCUGGGUAUCGAAACAGCUCUGGGCGCCUGAUGCCGCGGAGCGGAAUGGGAAAUUUUAUCUCUUCUUCCCGGCGCGCGAUCGCCAGGAUGUUUUUCGCAUUGGGGUUGCGGUUGGGGAUAGACCCGAGGGGCCUUUCGUUGCGGAGAAGGAGCCCAUCAAGGGGGUUUAUAGUAUCGAUCCAGCGGUUUUCGUCGACACCCCCGAGAACGGUGGGGAUGGGGAUGGGAAGGCGGCGUAUAUCUAUUUUGGUGGGCUGUGGGGUGGGCAGCUGCAGUGUUGGACCAAGGGCGCGUCUGCCGAAGAGGGCGAAGGAGGGUGGGUGUUCGAUGCGUCCAAGAAGGGACCACAGGAACCCUCCGGCGCAGGCAUCUCGGCACUCUUUCCUCGCGUCGCGAAGCUCACGCCGGAUAUGCUCUCCCUCGCAUCCCCGGUCCUCGACCUUGUCAUCCUCGACCCGGACACGCAGCAACCAAUUGCUGCUGACGACCACUCGCGCCGCUUUUUCGAGGCGGCGUGGAUGCACAAGCAUAAUGGGAAAUACUACUUCUCGUACUCCACGGGUGACACGCAUUACCUCGUUUAUGCGGUGAGUGAUUCGCCGUUGGGGCCGUUUGUGUAUAAGGGGCGGAUUUUGGAGCCUGUGUUGGGGUGGACGACGCAUCAUUCGAUUGCGGAGUGGAAGGGAAAGUGGUGGUUGUUCUAUCAUGAUUGUGAAAUUUCCAAGGGGGUGAGUCAUUUGCGGAAUGUCAAGAUGAGGGAGAUCAGGCAUGAUGAGGAAGGGUUUAUUAGGCUUGUGGAGUGA
Molecule: messenger RNA, 1056 nt
Organism: Aspergillus calidoustus
Lineage: Eukaryota; Fungi; Ascomycota; Eurotiomycetes; Eurotiales; Aspergillaceae
Source: the annotation of a GenBank genome assembly